This is a messenger RNA of Arachis ipaensis, 1576 nucleotides long. Lineage: Eukaryota; Viridiplantae; Streptophyta; Magnoliopsida; Fabales; Fabaceae. The record is from RefSeq and is a predicted model, not a curated record.
AGAUUUCAGUCUUCUCACAUUUGCAGUUGCGGAAGGUAACUCAUGAAGGAUGCGUCAACGGUAUACGCUCCAUGUCACAAAACCCACAUAUAUGUGCAGCUUGGGCAGAUACUGGUUAUGUACAGGUUUGGGACUUAAGCUCUCAUCUGAAUGCUCUAGCAGAGUCAGAAACAGAGGGUGUCCAAGGAGCUGCUGCAGUUUUUAAUCAGGCCCCCCUUUAUAAACAUAAACACAAAUAUGAAGGUUAUGCUAUAGACUGGAGUCUUCUUGUUCCCGGAGCCGGAAGGCUUGUAUCUGACUAUCUGGGGAUUGCAAUAAUUGAAUUUAUCUCUGGGAACCUACGUCUGCUGGCUGCUGCAACAUGGAAUAUUGACAAUACUCCAUUUGUUGGGCAUACUGCUAGUGUUGAAGAUCUGCAAUGGAGCCCUACAGAGCCUCAUGUUUUUGCUUCUUGUUCCGUGGAUGGAAGCAUUGCUAUAUGGGAUACCCGAUGGGGGAAGUUGCCAGCGGCAUCUUUUAAAGCACAUAAUGCUGAUGUGAAUGUAAUGCCAUGGAACAGGUUGGCUAGUUGUAUGUUUGCCUCAGGGAGUGAUGAUGGGACAAUUUCCAUUCGUGAUCUGAGAUUGCUCGAGGAAGGAGAUUCUGUGGUAGCACAUUUUGAAUACCAUAAGCACCCAAUCACAUCCAUUGAGUGGAGUCCACAUGAAGCCUCUUCAUUGGCCGUUUCAUCAUCCGAUAAUCAGCUUACGAUAUGGAACCUUUCAUUGGAAAAGGAUGAGGAAGAGGAGAUUGAAUUCAAGGCUCAAACCAAAGAACAAGGACAAAAAGACCUCAAAGAACUACAUUGGCAUGCUCAGAUUCCUGGAAUGGAUUCAACAUCCUUAUGCCUUCAAAUAUUCAGAGCACGUUGCCAUCAAAUGGUGCUUGAUAGAUAGAUACAUGGCCUUGGUGUUCAGCAUUUACUUCUUAUUGGUACCUGCUAAUCUGCUACCAUAGAUCGGAUUAGGUGCUCCUGAGUACAAAAGUUUUGAAUCUUCCCUUUAAUUUGUUUUUGUGUAAUUUAUUAAAAUGAUAUUCAGCCAGGCCCCUUUCUCGACCAUGGGGAGAAAUCAAGCGAGAGAACAUAAGAUGAGAAAACACUACAUUCAACUCAAAAGCUUAAGAUAGUAAAUUAAUGUGUCUCUCAUCUUAUAAACUCCUCACUCUUCUUUGUUUUUCUUGAUGUGGGACUAACUUCAACACUCCUCACACUUGCAACAUUAACAGUGAGGGAAGGGAUUGAAACGAGAUUUUGGAUCCAAGUGGUCUUGAAGAAGGACCAAUACCUUGAUUUUGGAGUUUGAUUCUGGUUCAGGGUUUGUCUUUUUCAGGUUUUGAUGGGAAGGGUUUUGGGUUGGGAAGACUGAAGAGUAUGGUGGUUCUGCUAUUGAUACAAAAAAUCAAAAAAAUAAAAAAGAAAAGGUUUCUCGUAAAUUUCAAAAAGUAAGAAAUAUUUUUUGGAUACUUCACCCAUUUCACUUCCAUGUUAAAAUUUUUAUGUUGUCCCACAGUAAAGUAUCCCCUGUUGUUCCAUCCA